AUGGCAGCGACCUCAUCCGGUGCGCUGCGCGCGCUCAGCAGGGAGGAACGGUAUGCUGGUGGAGUAUCAGAUCUCAUGAACUGCUUAGAUGAGCAGCUGCGUCCCGAGCCUCGCCUCUGCUGGGACUUCGAGACCUUGCAAGCUCACCUGCAGCAGCAGCGCCGGCGCCAGGCGGAGCGUGUCCUGGCCCGGCGCUUGGAGUCCUUACGGGCCGUUUCCCAGGCCCAAGCAUCUUUGGGGCGCUUUUUGGACCGACGCACCAGCAGCGUCCAGGAGGCCUCCUGUGCUGCCUCCGAUGCGCAAGGCCGGCUGAACCGCUUGCAGGAGCAGAGCCAAACCGUCCGGGUCUCAGCGCUGAAACGAGCGCAAGCCUCCCUGGCCGAUGCUGAGCAGCGCGCCUUGCAGGAGGCACGCGCACGGCAUCUACUGCUGGACCAGCGAGAGCAGGAGCUGGCGACGCUUCUGAAGCUCAGUGGGUCUCUGAGGUCCAAGUCCAAGGCGACGGCUGAGAACCUCACAAGGAUGCGCGAGACGCUGGAGGCAGCGCAAAGACAAGCCUCCGAUGUCUUGGAAGAGAAGAGUUAUAUGGAGGAGCGACGUGUGCAGAUCGAAGCACGCGAGGCCUCCUUGCCUGUCAUGGAACGAGCUUGGAAGGAGGUGGUGGCCCAAGUUGGCCGGGAUCCUAAGAAACGCCCUGCUUUGCUGGCAAUGGCCAUCGAACACAUCAGCAAUGAGCUCCUCAAGGACCAGCGCUACAUCAGCUGCUUUACUGCCUUGGAGCAAAAAGUCUCCUCCGACGAUCGCCGGGGCGAAAACCCACCGCUUCGGCGCGUGGUGCGAGAAGCGGCCAGCGAGCGCCGUCGCACGCCGCGCAGAAGCACGCCGUGCCAGGAGGUCCCAGCACCAGUCUCGGCUGCAUCAGAAACGUUGGAGGAUGAUUUGGAGGUUGAGUUGGAGGUUGAGGUAGAUUCUCCGGCGGAUGUGGACGGCGACGGAGAGGUCAUUUGGACUCCACGUGAGUCGGUCACCGCGGUGCCCGGUUCGGUGGUCGGUUCCGCGGCUCUGGAGCGGAUGGGAGCUUCGAAGACUCAAGAGGAAGAUCAGGCCACUUCGACUGAGCCUGAGAUGAAGAAAGUGGUCACCAGGUCAAUCACGGCACCGCCACGGAGGCUGCACCGCUGGCCGCCAUCAAGCGCAAGUGGGCGAGUGUUGGUGCAGACGAUCCCAUCUGCGCGCCUCGAAGCGAGCCCUGUGCGCCAGGCCGUGCGGCAAUGCUCUCAACCCUCGACCUUGCUGGGCAGCAACACCUCCCAACCCUCGGAGGCCCUGAGGUUCGUCUCGGCCGCCUCUCCGCCCGCGGCGCCGCGCUCGCUGGAGCCGCCCUCCACGCCACAGAUGCCUCCAAGACCUCAGUUUCCCUAUUCGCCACAAGCACUGCAGCCUGUCAUGAUGCCUGCCGCUGGACACGCCGGACACGCCGGACACACCGGACACGCUGUGCAGCUGCCGUCGCCCGCAGUGGCGCCCGCAGCGCCCGCGUCCUACAGCGUCCCACGGUUUCCAGCGCCAACGGUGAUGAGCCCCGCACAGAGGACGGUGGUGUGGACGGUACAGCGGUGA
Durusdinium trenchii is the source of this 1620-nucleotide messenger RNA. NCBI's taxonomy places the organism in Eukaryota, Dinophyceae, Suessiales, Symbiodiniaceae. The record is from the annotation of a GenBank genome assembly.